Molecule: messenger RNA, 1119 nt
Organism: Acytostelium subglobosum LB1
Lineage: Eukaryota; Evosea; Eumycetozoa; Acytosteliales; Acytosteliaceae
Exons: 2
Coding region: 1-1119 (372 amino acids)
Source: RefSeq, a predicted model, not a curated record
AUGCUCAAGUUGAUGAGCUCUCAUCUCUCAUUAGAUUGCCACAACAAGUUGCUACUUGAAUCAAUCAAGCUCAACCUGACAUCAAUCGUUCAAUACUAUGUUGACUCGGAUCUUCUUCAAAAGAUGUUGGCCAAGUCAACGCGGUUCAUAGAAGAUAUGUUCAAAAGUUGUUGCGAACAUGGACGCAAUGAUCAUUUGGACAUCUUGUUACCUUUGAUGUCGUCAGAUGUAUUGAAGUACAGUAAAAAUCAUUAUGCAAAGGCAGCUGAGAAUGGACAUCUGGUCAUCGUUCAAAGAUUACAUCAACUCAUCGAGUCAUCAGAUGACAAACAAUCAUUCGAUUAUUCCAGUCCUGUGCCAAAGGUGUUGGCCAAUGGACACAUGGACGUGGCCAACUUCAUCUUCAACGUCUUGGCAUCAGACCCUGAGCGCCACACACAUAGGUGCAAUGUCGACCACAUCCAUCACUCAAUCAUAUCGGUGGAGUUGAUCGAACAAUUGCUUGGACACCCAACCAUCUAUGUCAGUUAUGAGAAGAUGUUGGCCGAUGCUGUUGUUGCUGGACACAAAGAGGCCAUCGAUAUGCUGCUGGUCAAUCUCCCCGAGAACAAAGAGAACUAUUCAUACACUGAUACUGUCUUUGCAAGUGCGGCCAAGGUUGGCGAUAUUGAGACAAUCAAGAGGAUCGUGGCCAGUCGACCAAACACCAACCUCAAAUUACAACACAUUGUAUCGUUGAUUGGUCAAUCAAGAUUGCCCAACAGCUUGGUGACCGAGGAUGUGAUCAUUGAGUUGGUUAACAACUCAUUAUAUCUCGAAGGAAAGAUCCUGAAAGCAGAAUGUUUGGGCAAUUUGCUCAUUGAGGCUGCGUCCAAUUCACUCGCACUGAUCAAGAUGGUCAUUGAGAAGCUGUCCAACUAUGGCAUCAAACUAGAGAGUGAGAUUCACAAGAUCAGUACCGAGCACUUCAACUAUGCCGUUGCUGCCUGUGUCAAUCGUGGCGACAACGAAUCAUUGGAGUAUCUGGUACAAAUCAUUAAACAGAUACUCUUGGACAAUAAGAGGGGCAAGAGCAACGGUCUGUUUUAUGAGUGUGGACGAUAUCGAUGUCAAGUCUGA